AUGGCGCGAGGCCGGGGCGGGGCUUCCGGCGGGCGGGCCGGGCCGGGCCGUCAGGUGAGGGGCGCGGCGCGCGGGCGGCUGGGCUGCGGGGCGGCCGCGCUCGGCGCCUUCCCGGCCGGCCCCGGGCGGCGGGUGCCGCGGAGGAGCUGCCGGCGGCCGCUGUCCCUGGGCGCGGGCUGGGCCGGCGGGACGGAGGGCGUGAGGCGCCGCUGCUCCCCGGCCGCGGGUGGCGCCUCAGCCGGACCCUGCGGGAGGAGCAGCUGGUGCCCCCACCAGUGUGACCACAACGAAGGUCACCGCGUGGCCGCCGAGGCGGAGGCGGGUGCAGAGCCAGAGCUUUCUGGCAGGCAAGUCACCCCGCACGCUCUGCUCAUCCUGUCCGCGGCGGGCGGUUUGCUCCUCAGUCAGGCGUCCAGGCCUGAGGCUUCUGCAGGGGACCCUGGAGGAUGUGGCUGGAGACUUCUGGGGAGAGCCGGUUACCUGGACCCUGUUCAGAGACCCCUCUUCAGGGACGCCAGCCCGCGCAGCCGCCAGCGUGGGCUCUCCAAGGGAGCCUUUGGAGAGAUCGCCCUGUUUUAUGACUCAUCAUGGCUGCCCUUCAGGGAGACCAAGCACAAUGGCUUUCCCGGUGUCCCCUCCCACCACAGGUUUCGGCCAGGCCUGUGUAAGUUACCAGACUAACAUCCAGCUUCGCUUUUUUCUGGGUGGGAU
Messenger RNA from Talpa occidentalis (Iberian mole), 711 nucleotides. RefSeq lists its product as uncharacterized. The record is from RefSeq and is a predicted model, not a curated record. The coding region runs from base 1 to 681 and encodes 226 amino acids. The transcript is spliced from 4 exons. Lineage: Eukaryota; Metazoa; Chordata; Mammalia; Eulipotyphla; Talpidae.